This is a messenger RNA of Aspergillus luchuensis, 1167 nucleotides long. RefSeq names its product actin-related protein 2 (gene ARP2). The coding region runs from base 1 to 1167 and encodes 388 amino acids. Gene Ontology annotation, cellular component: Arp2/3 protein complex; actin cortical patch. The transcript is spliced from 7 exons. The record is from RefSeq and is a predicted model, not a curated record. NCBI's taxonomy places the organism in Eukaryota, Fungi, Ascomycota, Eurotiomycetes, Eurotiales, Aspergillaceae. Gene Ontology annotation, molecular function: actin filament binding. Gene Ontology annotation, biological process: Arp2/3 complex-mediated actin nucleation.
AUGGCUGACAUGCCCAUUGUGCUCGACGGAGGAACUGGUUUCCUCAAGGUCGGAUAUGCUGCGCAGAACUUCCCCGAGCACCAGUUCCCCUCGAUAGUGGGGCGGCCCAUAUUGCGAACGGAGGAGCAGGCCGGCGACAUUGUCGUCAAGGAUAUCAUGUGCGGAGAUGAAGCUGCUGCUGCCAGAUCUAUGCUGCAAAUCACCUACCCUAUGGAGAAUGGUAUCGUGAAGAGAUGGGAUGACAUGCAACACCUAUGGAACUACACUUUUUACGAGAAGAUGAAGAUCGAUCCUACGGGCCGCAAGAUCCUCUUGACCGAGCCCCCCAUGAAUCCCCUGAAGAACCGGGAGCAAAUGGCUGAGGUUAUGCUGGAAGGCUACAACUUUGGAGGUGUAUACGUUGCUAUUCAAGCUGUGCUUGCACUAUACGCCCAGGGUCUCAGCAGUGGUGUGGUCGUUGACUCCGGUGACGGUGUCACCCACAUUAUCCCCGUCUACGAAUCUACAGUCCUUAACCACCACAUUCGCCGACUUGAUGUCGCCGGUCGCGAUGUCACCCGUAACCUCAUCGCCCUCUUGCUCCGUCGCGGUUAUGCCUUGAACCGUACCGCCGACUUCGAGACUGUGCGCCAGAUCAAGGAGAAGCUCUGCUACGUGUCCUACGAUCUCGAGUUGGACAAGAAGCUCUCCGAAGACACCACCGUUCUUGUCGAGUCCUACACCCUCCCCGAUGGUCGCGUCAUCCGCGUCGGUAGCGAGCGCUUCGAAGCCCCCGAAUGUCUCUUCCAGCCGCACCUGGUGGACGUCGACCAACCCGGUAUCGCCGAGUUGCUCUUCAACACCAUCCAGGGCGCCGAUGUCGACGUGCGCUCCAGUCUCUACAAGGCUAUCGUGCUCAGUGGAGGAAGCAGCAUGUACCCCGGCCUGCCUUCCCGGUUGGAGAAGGAGCUCAAGCAAUUGUGGCUCACACGGGUCCUGCAAGGCAACCCGGAGAGGUUGAACAAAUUCAAGGUGCGCAUCGAGGACCCGCCGCGACGAAGACACAUGGUCUUCCUGGGAGGUGCCGUCCUCGCCAACCUGAUCGCCGACAAGGAGGAUAUGUGGGUUACCAAGCAAGAGUGGCAGGAACAGGGUGCACGUGCCCUGGCCAAGCUCGGCCCUAGAUAG